Messenger RNA from Trichoderma harzianum CBS 226.95, 1272 nucleotides. RefSeq lists its product as hypothetical. The transcript is spliced from 3 exons. Gene Ontology annotation, biological process: transmembrane transport. Gene Ontology annotation, cellular component: fungal-type vacuole membrane. Lineage: Eukaryota; Fungi; Ascomycota; Sordariomycetes; Hypocreales; Hypocreaceae. Bases 1 to 1272 code for a protein of 423 amino acids. Gene Ontology annotation, molecular function: transmembrane transporter activity. The record is from RefSeq and is a predicted model, not a curated record.
AUGACGCUACGAGAUGAUGAGAAAGAUGCCUCCUCCCAUGGACCUGUUGCCGUCCAGGAGACCAAUUACGGACCUCCUCCAGACGGCGGCCUCCAAGCGUGGCUCCAGGUCCUCGCAACACACCUCAUCAACGCCAUGACCUGGGGCUACGCUGCCUCGUUCGGCGUCUACCAGCUGUACUACGUCGAGACACUCGGCCUCCCAGCGUCCCAAGUCUCGUGGAUCGGCUCCGUGCAAAUCUUCUUCACCUAUGUCAUCUGCGCCGUGUCCGGCCGCCUCGCCGACGCGGGCUACACGCGCGAGACGGUCGCGGUAGGCACCUUCAUGGCCGUCUUCGGCACCUUCAUGACCAGCCUGGCGACGACGUACUGGCAAAUCUUCCUCGCCCAGGGCGUGUGCAUCGGCUUCGGCCUGGGCGUGGCCUUCAUGCCCGCCAUCUCCGUGCUGAGCUCCUACUUCGACAAGAACAGGGCCUUUGCGCUGGCCGUCUCGGCGGUCGGCACCUCGGUCGGUAGCGUGACGUUCCCCACGACGAUCCAGUAUCUGACGCCCAAGAUUGGCUUCCCCUGGGCGGUGCGCUGCGCGGGUUUCCUGGCGCUGGCCAUGGCCGUGACUGCAAACAUCCUGCUCAAGCCAAGGUUGCCGCCGCGCAAGUCGGGCCCUCUGUUUGAGAUUGGCGCCUUCUCAGAGCUGCCGUACCUCUUGUUCUCCAUGGCUGCGUUUGUAUACUUUUAUGCUCUCUACUUUGUCUUCUUCUAUAUUAACAGUUACGCCCGUAACGUCAUUGGCUUCUCCAACGUUGACUCCAUCAAUCUCCUCAUCAUCACGAAUGCCAUGGGCAUUCCCGCGCGGCCGAUUGUAGGAUUCCUCGCGGACAGAUACACCGGCCCCAUCAAUCUCUUCGUCACGGCCACCUUUGUGGUAAGCAUAAUGCUGUACUCCUGGAUCGGAGUCACAACCCGGACGGGCAUGUAUGUCUUUAGCGUUGUCUACGGCUUAUCUAUCGGGGCCAACCAGGGCACGUUCGUCGCGUCCCUGACAAGCUUAACCAAAGACCCGCAGAAGAUGGGCAUUCGAUUUGGUAUGGUAGAAACGCUCUGCUCGCUGGCGACGGUGGCCGGGGCUCCAACAGCAGGCGCCAUUAUUGAUCACAACAACGGCGACUUUUUCUGGGCACAGAUAUGGGGAGGAACUGUCAUGGCUGCAGCAGCGGUCAUCUUUGUAGCAUGUCGCAUAUCUGUGACCGGAUGGAGAUUCAAAGUCAAGGUUUAG